GGCCGCCGAUGCCCAGAGAACCCCGUCCUGCUCACUGCAGAGCCUCGGCUCACAAAGUGACCUAUUUCCGAAAGCCCGUUUGGACCCGGCUCGCUGCAUCCUGCAGCCGGGGCGCCGCGGAAGGUGGGGGGCACCGGGCGCGAUGAAGUGGGACCCCUAGCCCCGCGGUUCCCGCAACCUGGGGAGAUCCCGGAGCCUCCGAGGCGGCUCCAAGUAGCCGGCCUCCCAACUUGGGCUCUCCUUCGGUCUGGACCGGGGGCUGAUCGAGGACCUCUCGCUCCCUCUCUGCUCUCUCCGCGCCCGGCCCGGCGCUAUGAAGUGAGGCCCCGCCCCCGUUCCCUUGCGGUGCCCCCAGCCCCCCCUGCCAUCAUGAGAGCGGCGGACUCCGCCACCUGGGAGAGGGUCAAAUUCCUCACGGGCCAGGUAGAAGCGUGCACUUCCUGCGGUGCCGGGGAGGAGCCCGUGGGGGAGCGAGGCCGGGGAGCUAGCCCGUGGGGGCGGGGGCGGGGGACUGAGCCCAAGUCGGAGCCCGAACCCCAUCGGGCGCCCCAGCCCCGGCCCCAGCCCCUCGGAGCGCAGCCAGCGGCGCCCACCAUGAAAUCCGACGGUGACGAGAGGAAGCCUGUGCUACUCCGAGAAGAGGUAUCCCAGCUGCAAGACGAGGUUCAUCUCCUCCGGCAGAUGAAGGAAAUGCUCACAAAGGACCUAGAAGAGUCUCACGGAAGCAAGUCCACGGAGAUUCUCUCAGCCACCGAGCUCAAAGUCCAGCUGGCCCAGAAGGAGCAGGAGCUAGCCAGAGCCAAAGAAGCCCUCCUGGCCAUGAAGGCCGAUAGAAAGCGUUUGAAGGCCGAAAAGACAGACCUCGUGAGCCAAAUGCAACAGCUCUAUGCCACCCUGGAGAGCCGGGAGGAGCAGCUUCGGGAUUUCAUCCGGAACUAUGAGCAGCACAGAAAAGAGAGUGAGGAUGCGGUCAAAGCCCUGGCAAAAGAGAAGGACCUUCUGGAGCGGGAGAAGUGGGAACUGCGCCGGCAAGCCAAAGAAGCCACGGACCAUGCCACGUCCCUGCGUUCACAGCUGGACCUGAAGGACAACAGAAUGAAGGAGCUCGAGGCUGAGCUGGCUAUGGCAAAGCAGUCCUUAGCCACCCUGACCAAGGACGUCCCCAAGCGGCAUUCCCUCGCCAUGCCGGGCGAGACAGUUCUCAACGGCAAUCAGGAAUGGGUGAUGCAGGCGGACCUCCCACUCACUGCGGCCAUCCGGCAGAGCCAACAGACGCUCUACCACUCACAUCCCCCCCACCCCACAGACCGGCAAGCUGUCAGGGUGAGCCCCUGUCAUUCUCGGCAGCCUUCCAUCAUCUCUGAUGCAUCUGCGGCCGAAGGAGACCGGUCAUCGACGCCAAGUGACAUCAACUCCCCUCGUCACCGGACGCACUCCCUCUGCAAUGGGGACAGUCCCGGACCCGUACAGAAGAAUUUACACAACCCAAUUGUACAGUCGCUAGAGGAUCUUGAAGACCAAAAAAGGAAAAAGAAAAAAGAGAAGAUGGGAUUUGGCUCCAUCUCCCGGGUCUUUGCCAGAGGGAAGCAGCGGAAAUCCCUCGAUCCAGGCCUUUUUGAUGGUACUGCCCCUGAUUAUUACAUUGAGGAGGACGCGGAUUGGUGAUAGCCCGCCUCCGACUGCUGCCCGUGUAUGUGUGUGUUCGCGUGCGUGUAUGUGCGCCAGGUGCGUCCGUCCGUGUGCGUGGGGAUGUGUCUAACAUCAAGAAAAACAAGAAGCGUGAGCCCCUUCCUCCCCUCCGCCGCCACCUCUGUAACUGAUGUAUAUAUUACAAACUAUGUGUGAAUAUGUUAACUGUUCGUUGUCGUUGGAGCGAUGCAGGUGUGUUGUUUUCUGAUUUCUUUUUGUUGUCGUUGGUUUCUUUUUUUUUUUUUCAAUGUUUGGGGCUUUAUUUUUUGUUUCGUUUUGUUGUUCAUUUGGGGGUUUUUCUGUUUUUUUCCCCUUUUUUGCACCCCUUCUUUUAUGAAACUUGAAGGACUGCUGUGUAUUUGUAAAUAAUGGAAAAUCCGUGUGCACCUUGUGCUUGUAAACGUCUCUUGUCCAAACCGCUCUUGCUGGAGCCCAGCCUCAUGAUGCGUUCUGUAUCUGGUCUGUUUCCCCCCACCCACCCCCAGUGUGAGCGUUGGGGGGGAGUGGGGUCCUGAGAGUGCACAGGGCACUCAGUGCCUCAAUCACAUUAACAACAAAAAUACCAACCCCAUCCUGGCAGGGUUUGUUGUCCACAAAGACUAAUGAGCCCAGACAAGUGGUUGUCUUCUUGGCUGGGUUCAUAGGAGAUUAAAAAAAAAAAAUAGGCUCUUUUUAAUGGCCUACCAGUUUUUAAAUUUUUUUUCUUUAAGAAGGAAAAAAAAUUGUUUCAUUUAAUUUAUUUGCACAAAAGCAGAAAACUUAUUCUAUCUAAAUUAUUGCAUAAAUAUUGGAACUUCUAUUUUUCCAAGGGGUGGGAGGGAGGUGGGUGUGUUUCUAUUGCCUGUAUGUUCUAUAUCACGCUGCUGCCAAAUAGAGAUAGCGUUUAAGACGGCCGGAGCCCAGGGAACAUGUGAUUUCAGCCUUUUGUAUUUUAUCCGGUAUUUUUCUGUUCCUCCCAUCUCUGUCUCAUCAACAUUCUCUCCUCCCCCAGGCUAGACCCAUACAUAGCCUCAGUCUGGUCUGUCUGUAUAAAUUCAUCCAGGGCAUAGAAUGCUGAUCACAGGGGUGGCCUGGCCACAGGUGAAAAAUCGUGAGCAAAAGGGGUGGGGUAGAUAGAGCUGGCUACCAGUCUGAGAACCAAGCAGACAUCUGUAUUGUCAGGGUCGGCCCCUGAGGGGACCUCAAGUUUCUCUCCAUGACCACAUCUUUCCUCUGCUCCUUUUUAGUCUGUCCAUCAGCCCUUUAAGAGUGGAGGACAGAGUGUCUCCAAGGGAGUCACGGCACCCAUCCCAAGGGAAUGUUGUGCCAGGCAUAUUUCUCCAGCGUGGGGGAUCCAUUCCAUACCAAAUGUCUGUCUUUUAGUCCCGUGGCACUUCAGCAAAACUCCCUGGGCCUCUUUCUGUCUUGUCAUCCAUCCCACACUGCAACAGGUGAGGCUUAGCAACCCAGGUAGGAAGAGCUGUCUCUGAGUGGCCUCUCUCAGAGCUUCUUGGAGACAUUGUCCACACCCCCUCCCACCCACCCAUCCCCUUGAUCAUGUUUCAUAAGCUAAAGGGCUGUGUGCGUUGAUGAUGGCGGGCCGAUUGCAGCCUGCCUGAGGUCUCAAAACAGAUGGCCAAUUUUAUUUUUAACUGUGAUUUCCCCACCCGGGCCCCCCUUCAUCCUCUCUACUAAUACAACUCAGAGUCAGGUGUAUACUGCAGAUGACUGUACACCAUGCUUCCCGCUGACCAUACCAUUUAAAGCUCUCUAAAGUCAACCGUGUACUAAGUUUUAGGAAGCCUGUUUGCUUUAAUAACUCCUCAGUGCGCCCUCUUUGAAAAGGGAUAUUUUAUCUUCAAACUAUAGAUCAAAGCAAACCUUGGCAUGACAAGCUAGUUUCUGGAUUUCUUUUGGAUGGGAUGAGCAGUUUGGGGAAAGGGAAGGGUGGGAAGCCCCAAGGGGUCUUCGGAUAGGGACUUCAGACUUGCCCUGCUUUAGCAAAGGGAUCUGGCCCAGGUCUGGGAGGAAACUGCCCUUACCAGCAUCUGGCACUAAGGAGGAAUAGUCUAGAAAACAUUUUAUUCCCCAUGAAUUUCUUUUCAUUUCCUUUCCCCAUUAUUUUUUUUUUCUUUAAUAGAGAAAACAAAACAGCCUCUCCUGGUAAUGAGUUAGUAGUUCCUGUUCAUUUCAGUUUUUUUUUUUAAUAAUUCUAAAAGUUACUAAGAGGAUGAUUUAUUUAAGAGAAGUAUGACAAAUAGCAUAUGAGUUAUGGGUAACAUUAGAUAAUAAUAACCUUUCCUGUGGGAAAGGUUUCUUGAAGGCAUGGAUGCAAAUAUAAAAAUAUAAAAAAAAUCUAAAUAAAGCUUAUUUUAAAAUAUG
Molecule: messenger RNA, 4050 nt
Organism: Trichosurus vulpecula (common brushtail)
Lineage: Eukaryota; Metazoa; Chordata; Mammalia; Diprotodontia; Phalangeridae
Gene: KAZN
Product: kazrin, periplakin interacting protein
Exons: 8
Coding region: 370-1665 (431 amino acids)
Source: RefSeq, a predicted model, not a curated record